UACAUUAACAUUCAUGAUAUUUAAACCAUUAAGUUAGCGGGCUCGUUCUGUGUGAAUGGAAUGCUCGUGUAGGGUAAGAAGCAGAUAUCGGGAGGUCUGCGAAUGGCAACAAUGAAUAGUUGCCGACUGUUGUUUCUUUUUUUUUUUAUAUAGAAUACAUAUUUUGGCUGAUAAGAACAGGCUGUGCCUCUUAUCAGCAAUGCACAACAAAAAGUACACACGGACGAGCAAGAUGUGAGAAGCGAAAGCGGACGAAAAUAGAAACAAACGGCGAUAAUUUUACAGCAAAGGCGAAUUUUCAUACAUAAGCAGCAGCACUGUGUUGAUGGAGGAACAACCAAGAGAAUUACGCCAAUAAUCCAAUCAGUUAAUCUUCAAAGCAGGCGGAGCGUGGACGUAAAAAUGCUUAGCGGUUACGGGUAUUCGGAUGGUGCUUCGUGAUAAAAACUCCAGGGAAUAAAAAAAACACUCAUUUAGCUUACAUUAUUUUUCCGUUGAAACCGAUACGCAUUUGGCUGCGGACUCCGCUUCGGCCCAAAGAAUACAAAAUAAACGUAAAAACUAUUCCUAAAUGUUCGUUGUUACUCGUGAGCAGCUACCAUCAUGUUGAAGUCUACCCAGUUGGUGCAACAGUUUGCCAAAGAGUACGCCAAGUUUACGCCGGCCAACUUUAAGUUGGAGCGGGCACUGGUGGUCACCAAGUUGUCUCGCUAUGAGUUCGAGCAGCUGCGUCAUCCCGGCCUCUCCAAGGAGCAGCUGGAGCAGAAGUUGCGGAACCGGGGCACCGAUGUGGAGAUGGUGCUUUACCUGCACAACCUCCACAAGGACUUUGAACGCCGGAUCGUCCAGAGCUUCAAGAACGUGGGCUGCGAGGUGAAGCUGGCCAGCAGACUUGAAUUUAGAAGCUCGUUGAGCAAGGAGGUCAUGCGCUGGGCGGACGUCAUCGUUCCUGUGGGUGGUGAUGGCACCUUUCUCCUAUCUGCGGGACGCGCCAGUCCGCUCUUUGCCCUUAGCCAACAGAAGACGCCGAUUGUGGGCUUUAACUCGGACCCCCUUCACUCGGAGGGCAGGCUGAUGCUGCCCAAGUACUUCUCGGAGAAUCCCUCCGAUGCAGUCUCAAGGAUAAAGAGCGGUGACUUCAAGUGGAUGCAUCGCUCCAGAGUGCGCACUACGCUGCUGGGUAGCAAUGGCAAGAUCCCGGAAUCCACAGACCUCUUCCGGCACACAGAGGUUAAAAUGGAGCAAGUCACAACCGAACCCGAGAUGCUCGACCCGGAAAUGGCCAGCAAGUACAAGGCAAAAAUGAAGCGCAUUCUCCCCUAUUUGGCCUUAAAUGAGGUCUUUAUUGGCGAGCAUCUCUCGGCGAGAGUGUCCCACCUGCAGUUGGUAUUGGACCACCAGGACGUGGUGAACAAAACCAAGUGCUCAGGACUCUGUGUGAGUACGGGAACGGGUUCGACCUCGUGGCACACCAGUAUCAACCGCAUUACCAGUAGAAACGUAGAUGCCUUGCUCCGAUCGCUUCCUAACAGUGAUUCGAAAGACGUAUUGAAGCUGCGGGAGAACACGGAGGAGAUCGCUCAGAGAUACAACCAAGGUCUGCUAUUCGCACCCGAUGACCCAAGGCUUUGCUAUUCGAUCCGGGAACAAAUCUGCGUGGGUGUGUGGCCCUCGCCGAAGACUUUUAAGGAGCGCGACUUUGUGCAGAGUGUGUUUGUCAAGUCGCACUGCAUCGAUGCCAAUCUUGUCAUAGACGGCAGCAUAUCGUACCCCUUCAAUGAUGGUGCUAAGGCCUUGCUGGAGAUCUAUCCCGAGGAUGCGCUGCUGACCAUUGCCCUAGACUGAUAACUGAGGAAUCAUGGGGGAAUAACGCGUCUCAAGUGCCUGGUCCGGCGUCUCUAGCAUGUCCGAAUUUUGGAAAUUAUUUAAAUAUGCAUUUUGCAACUACUUAGCGGUGUAAGCUCAAAAGUUAUUUUGUUAUAAUAUUAAAGUAUAUUUAAACAUCA
Drosophila bipectinata is the source of this 2006-nucleotide messenger RNA. It is a transcript of the gene Nadk2, whose product is annotated as NAD kinase 2, mitochondrial. Gene Ontology annotation, biological process: NAD+ metabolic process. Gene Ontology annotation, molecular function: NAD+ kinase activity. NCBI's taxonomy places the organism in Eukaryota, Metazoa, Arthropoda, Insecta, Diptera, Drosophilidae. Gene Ontology annotation, cellular component: mitochondrion. The record is from RefSeq and is a predicted model, not a curated record.